CUACGUGGCUAAAUUAUUCCUUAAAAUUAAUCUUUAUUAGCUUUGGCUUCAUAUAAAUAAGAACAAAAGCUCAGGAGAUUUUUACCAACCUAGCGAAACAUACUUACACAAUUAGGAUAAAAAAAAUGAGAUUGGCUUCACUUUCUUCGAUGCUCUCCCUUGGGCUCAUCCUAAUGACUCUUGUUAGUCAUUGUUAUGGACAUGCGCUUAGAGUUGGGUUUUACAAUGGCAAGUGUGGGGGACGCAAUAUCGAGAAAGUCAUUUACGGAAUAGUUAAGCAGAAGAUUGUGGAGGAUGCUGAUAUUGUGUCCGAUCUUAUUCGUCUAUCAUUCCAUGACUGCUUUGUUCGGGGUUGUGAUGCAUCAAUUUUCCUUGAGGGAAAACAUACAGAGCAAAAAGCACGAGUAAAUCGUCGUCUUGGUGGAAUUGGAGAUGUGGGUGAAAUUAAGGAAGUCGUAGAGAAAGUUUGCCCAGGAGUCGUAUCUUGUACUGAUGUCCUUGUUAUAGCUGCUAGAGCUUCUGUUCACUUAGCGAGAGGAAAAUGGUACGACGUAGAAACAGGACGAAGAGAUGGGUUUGUCUCUCGAGACAUUGAAGCAGAAGCAACCCUUCCCCCUGCAACAAUUCCAGUGGAUAAAGCCAUUCAAUUGUUCGCUCAGAAAGGACUUGAUAAACAUGACUUUGUCGUCCUUUUAGGUGGACAUACGGCAGGAACUGCACACUGUCACUCAUUCAAAGAACGUUUGUAUAAUUUUCACAACACCCACAGACCAGAUACAACUAUAAGUCCAUCACUACUUGGACUCUUGCAAAAAACAUGUCCUCUUAACGAUAUAAAAGACGAGGAAACAUUCCUUGAUCAAACUCCGAAGAGUCAUUUCAAGAUUGAUAAUGCUUAUUAUAAGCAAAUUCUAGCACACAAUGGUACUUUAGAGAUUGACCAAAACAUGGCAUUGAGUCCCUUGACUAGAGGCCACGUGAAGAGGCUAGCCAACCAUCCUUACCAUUUUCUGAACCAAUUUGGUCCAGCCAUGGUUAAAAUGGCUCGAAUCGGAGUCCUCACUGGCCACCAAGGGGAGAUCAGAAGAACUUGUGGCUCUGUAAAUUAAACUUGUUUUAGUU
Messenger RNA from Beta vulgaris subsp. vulgaris (sugar beet), 1122 nucleotides. RefSeq names its product peroxidase 57-like. Lineage: Eukaryota; Viridiplantae; Streptophyta; Magnoliopsida; Caryophyllales; Amaranthaceae. The record is from RefSeq and is a predicted model, not a curated record. Gene Ontology annotation, molecular function: heme binding; peroxidase activity. Bases 126 to 1109 code for a protein of 327 amino acids. Gene Ontology annotation, biological process: hydrogen peroxide catabolic process; response to oxidative stress. The transcript has 4 exons. Gene Ontology annotation, cellular component: plant-type cell wall; plasmodesma.